Penicillium hordei is the source of this 621-nucleotide messenger RNA. RefSeq names its product putative high expression lethality protein Hel10 (gene hel10). The transcript has 2 exons. Gene Ontology annotation, cellular component: outer membrane. The record is from RefSeq and is a predicted model, not a curated record. NCBI's taxonomy places the organism in Eukaryota, Fungi, Ascomycota, Eurotiomycetes, Eurotiales, Aspergillaceae. Bases 1 to 621 code for a protein of 206 amino acids.
AUGUCCGGCUACGACCAGUACAACCAGGGCCACGGCCAGCAAGGUUACGGUCAGCAAGGUUAUGGCCAACAAGGUUACGGCCAGCAGCAAGGCUACGGUGGCCAACAAGGUUACGGUGGUCAGCAGGGUUACGACCAACAGCAACAGUACGGUCAGCCUCAGCAGGGUUACGGCCAGCAAGGCUAUGGCCAGCAGGGUGGUUCUUCCGAGUACUACGGCGGCCAGCAACACCAGCAGCAGGGCUACGGCCAGCAGCAGGGUGGUUCUUCCGAUUACUACGGCGGCCAGCACGAUCAGAACCGCCAGGGUGGCUAUGAGCAGCACCAGGGUGCCCCCGGUGAUGCCCAGGAGGGCGAGCGUGGUCUUGCCGGUGCCCUCGCCGGUGGUGCUGCCGGUGGUUUCGCCGGCCACAAGGUCAACCAUGGUUUCCUCGGAACAAUCGGUGGAGCCAUCAUUGGUAGCAUCGCUGAAGACGCCGUCAAGAAGCACCGCAACAAGGACGACCAGUCUCCUCCUCAGUACGGUGCCCCCCCUCCUGGCGGUCAGUAUGGCGGCCCUCCUUCCAACAAUGGCAGCGGCGGCUCCAUGAUGGAUCAGCUCGGUGGCUUCUUCAAGAAGUAG